UCAUAAUUUUUAGCAGGAAAUUCAAGACCAACCACUAUCUUGGUUACAAGAAAACAUGAGAAAAAACUACUCAGAACCAUGCCAAUCUUAUAAAACUGUUAUUCCGUUACCUGGUGCAUGUAUCAAAACUUGGACAAACACUGGUGAUAAACUUUUUGUUAAUGUUUGCCAUUCAACAGAAAUAUGUGCCCCAAAAGACAUAUGCGAUAUGGAACUUUUACAGGAGAUGGCUAAAGAAGAAAUUACUUUCCUUAUUCCAAUGGCAAUAGGAUUUGAGAGAAUGUCUAAGGAUAAAGAUGGUAUUGAUAGAUCGACAUUUGAUAUCUUAAUAAACACAAGGUUUUUUGAAAAAUGUAUGGGAAGACCAUGUUUUUGGAAAUUUACUGUUCUAGUACUUCUUAAUGCGAUUAAGGAGAAAUAUGGAAAACUUAUAGAUCCCUCAAAAUAUGUUGUUUUGAAAAACUGCAAGGUAAUGGGAGCUCUGGAUAAAUUUAAUAUAGCAGAUCGAGAGGCAAGAAUGCCUUCAAAUAAAAAACCUUUGUUAAAAAAACCUUUGAUCGAAGUACUUGAUGAGCAUAUAACUGAUAAUAUUGAAUAUAAACAAAAACCAAUUAAGACAAAAAAUAUAAAGGAGCAAAACUAUGUUAUUGUUAAAUCAGAUAAUAGAAAAAAUUUAAUUGGUUUCUUUUAUUUGCCUUCGUCAAAUAUUGAAGAUAUUAUAAUAGAUCUUGGAGAGAAUCGUAUAAUAAUUGAAAAUCAAAAGAAUAAUACUUUGAUUGAUAUAUUCAUACCAUACCAUAUUGAUAAUGAAUGUAGUAUUGCAAACUAUGAUAGCAAUUUAAAUAUUCUUAAACUGAUAUUAAUUUUAAAUAUUUUGUAA
Messenger RNA from Ceratosolen solmsi marchali, 880 nucleotides. RefSeq names its product PIH1 domain containing 1 (gene PIH1D1). NCBI's taxonomy places the organism in Eukaryota, Metazoa, Arthropoda, Insecta, Hymenoptera, Agaonidae. Bases 56 to 880 code for a protein of 274 amino acids. Gene Ontology annotation, cellular component: cytoplasm; ribonucleoprotein complex; R2TP complex. Gene Ontology annotation, biological process: rRNA processing; box C/D snoRNP assembly. The record is from RefSeq and is a predicted model, not a curated record. The transcript is spliced from 6 exons.